AUGGUGAAGGCAGACGCCGAAGCAAAACAGAAGGCGAAGAAGACCAACCCAAGCAAAGCCAACGUGAUCUCCCAAAUCUCCCGUUCCAGAGGUCGUCUCCGCGUCGUCGGGCCCGGUCCGCGUGCGACGCCGGCAUAUAGGGUUUCGCCGGCGACGGCGAUGGACCCACCGGCUGGGGGCUCCGAUCGCCGGGCACCCAGUCAUAGCGCUGGCGUCGCGCCCUCUGGCCUCCGCCGAUAUGGCCUCAAUUUCUCCGCCUCCAGCCUCCUCCAGGCCCCCCUCGCGGCCCUCCUCGAGUACUCCGGCGUCGUCCAGUCCGGCCCUGCCCUGGCGGCGCACCACCCGUCCGCGAGGCCCUCGUCGCCGUUGUCGGCGUCGGAGGUCGAUGGCCUUCUCUCCGCCGCCGCCGCUGUGGACGGGGAGGUUUCGAUCCGGAUCCAGGGCGGCCCAGGCGACACGGAGGCCACGGGCGGGCCGGCCGCGGGGACCUCGUUGGAGGACUUGAUCGAGACGACCGCCGGCCCGGAGGUUGACCAGGCGUCCGCUGCGGGCAGGGGAGCAGGCGCUACGGACGCGGAGGCAAACGGUGGUGGGGCCGGCACGUCGGGGAACGGGGGCGGGGACCGUGCGUACCAGCGGUACGACGUGCACCACGUUGCGCGGUGGAUUGAACAGAUAUUGCCGUUCUCGCUGCUUCUACUCGUCGUCUUCAUACGGCAGCAUCUCCAAGGUUUCUUUGUCACAAUUUGGAUUGCUGCGGUAAUGUUCAAGUCGAAUGAUAUAUUGAGGAAGCAAACUGCUUUGAAGGGCGAGAGAAAAAUAUCUGUACUCAUUGGUAUUACAGUAAUCUUCAUGAUUCAUGUGUUUGGCGUAUAUUGGUGGUACAGGAAUGAUGAUCUUCUCAGACCUUUGUUCAUGCUUCCUCCAAAAGAUAUACCACCAUUCUGGCAUGCGAUUUUUGUCAUCAUGGUCAAUGAUACAAUGGUCCGCCAAGCUGCAAUGGCUGUCAAGUGCAUGAUACUUCUCUACUACAAGAACUGCAGAGGUCGUAACUACCGUAGACAGGGCCAAAUGUUAACCCUCGUGGAGUACCUUCUGCUUCUUUAUCGUGCUUUGUUGCCAACUCCUGUUUGGUACCGUUUCUUUCUGAACAAGGAAUAUGGGAGUCUCUUCUCAUCUUUAACCACUGGGCUGUAUCUGACUUUCAAGUUGACUUCAGUUGUCGAGAAGGUUCAGUCAUUCUUGGCCGCGGUGAAAGCACUUUCACGUAAAGAUGUGCAUUAUGGGUCUUAUGCGACUGCAGAACAGAGUUUUAGGGCUCAUGCCCCAGUCUUUCAACUAAAGUGA
Molecule: messenger RNA, 1347 nt
Organism: Miscanthus lutarioriparius
Lineage: Eukaryota; Viridiplantae; Streptophyta; Magnoliopsida; Poales; Poaceae
Source: the annotation of a GenBank genome assembly